This is a messenger RNA of Drosophila rhopaloa, 1225 nucleotides long. RefSeq lists its product as uncharacterized. The record is from RefSeq and is a predicted model, not a curated record. Gene Ontology annotation, cellular component: mitochondrion. The transcript has a single exon. Lineage: Eukaryota; Metazoa; Arthropoda; Insecta; Diptera; Drosophilidae. The coding region runs from base 124 to 1089 and encodes 321 amino acids.
UCGAAAAUCUUUCAAUCGUUUUCUCUCCGAAAAUUUAUUCACACAUUUAAAUGAAAAGGAUCACCCUGGUCCAUUCCAUUUAAAAUAAUUUUUCUGUGGUCCAAAUUUUAAGUUUUUUUUAAAAUGUCUCACAAUCGAGGUCAAGACCCCAUGGACAGGUCGAUAGUCAAGAAACUUCCCCUGCUAAAGUCUAGCAUUAAUCCCUACCGACCAAAGCCAAUGUUAACGCGCAGCAAUUCCCCACAACUCGAGAACGACAAGCGCAAUGGACUGGACGUGCAGCUGCCAGAGGAGACAGAUCCAAUAAUUGCAAAGCGAGUGCGAUGGGCUCCAAUCUAUGGAAACAGGAGCUCGAGUAAGACCUCCACUUACAUCACUUCUAUGAGCAACAAACAAAUCCGAUUCGAUCAGGAUACUCCAGAUGAGGAUAGAAUGGCCAACGAACUCCGAUUAGCCGUACAUCGCGGUGGUGGUUCCAUUGAUCCCGAGAAGAAUUACGAGCUGCGCGCUCGACUGUCGCCCCUGCAGCUGCCCUACAGUCGUGUCCAGCGGAUUCUUAAGGAGUGCGAGUUGAAUGAGAGGAAUAAUAACACCUUCAGUCUGCCCAUGGACUUCGGUCGCCAACUGGUUGCCAUGGUUUGCAAGGUCAGGACGGAUAAUCUCAGCGAUCUGAAGAUGCGUCUGGCACCCUUGCUGAGGCAAAGCAAGGCGCGCUUCUUCAAUCGACAUUUAUUUUACGAAACUGGUUUGAUUGAGGCUACUCUGCCCAGCAAAUCACCAUUAAGUUUUGAGGAUCUUAAUCAAACAUUAAGAACAGAUUCAGUGUGGUGCAAGGUCACCGAAAGCGCCAUCAUCGAUCUAGAAAAGUGCGCCGUUUUGUUUAAGUGUCGGCCGCAGGAGCUGCGAGAGGUUACUGAAAAAUUACGGCAGUGCAGCUAUAAAAUUAUGCACACCGAAGUGGGACAGUGCCCAAAAAAACCUCUGGUGGAUUUAACUGAGCGGCAAAUGAAGCGUUACAAGGAAUUUCGCAAAAAAAUUCUACAGGACGAAGACGUUGUAAAAAUCUAUGACAAUGUGCGUGCCCUGUAGUUCAUAUAAUCAUAUUUAUUGAAAAUGCCAUGGGGUCGCUAAAAAUUAAUAAAAGUAAAAGCCAAAUUUUUGGUGAACUUUUAAAAGAUGUUUUGGUUCGUUAUGAUGUCGUGAAUAAAAAUUUUAUGGAUCUGAA